AUGAGGCUAAUCAAGUGCGAGCCAAUAGAAGAGUUGAGCAUAGAGUAAUUGGAAGACCAAUAGAUAGUCGCAUUCAAGCUCCUUUGCUGUACCAAUAAUAGCAGAGAUAAUAGCAAAUUAGAACUAACAACCAGCUUCCACCUUGAUAAUGAGAUGAUUGAUAAUCCUCAAUUCCUGAUAAACCCAAGAAUCACAGCGAAUGCAUCUAAUAAUUCACCCUUCCCUAAUCCAAACCAGAAUAGAAGGAGUAAUUUGAGACCACCUUCUAAUACAUCUUCAAGACUGGGCUCCUAGAGCAAUUAAAUCAGGAACAAUGGCAAUAGAAUAUUAUAAAGUAUAAAUAACAAUAUGACUAGAAUUCAAAAUCUUAGGUCUAUAGAUCACUAACCAAGAGAUCCCUUUGCAAAUAUAAAUAUGAGACCAUAUGAGAAUUUGAUAAGAAAUAAUAAUCUAGAGGAUCAUCUUGACUUGGACCUUCUAGACUUCAAUGCAAAUCGUAGAUUUAUGCUAGACUCAGAUUCUGACGAGGAGGUAAAAGAGUAAAGAUUUGAGUUUAAUCUUCAGCAUGAGAUUGAGGAAUUGUUGAUGCCUGAUGUCAGAUUCAGGGAUAAUUAGAAUACUAAUUUUAGAUCUACGAAUAGAUCAAAUGCCUUAAGAUAAAUGUCUAACCAGAACAGAAUAUAGUAAUAACGAUAGUAAAAUGAGAUAUAAAAUCCAUUAAGAGCAGCAAAUAGAGUCUCUCCAAAUAGAAACUAAAAUCUAGCCAUUCCAAUUAAUGAGAAUAUUAAUGUGGGCUUUAGACUCAACAGAAUGAGAGGUGGUCUCUAAAAUCUGAGAAGAAGACUAGAGGACUUAGACCAAAUUCUAGAUGAUAUUGAGGAGUAUUAAGUUGAGACUGAUCAAUUGGUUCAAAAUAUUGAAUAAAUAGAUAGGCUUUUAGGCAGGUAAAAUCAGGAGUAAAAGAAAGGUAUCUCUGAUGAGGGUCUUAAAAAACAAAAAUGCUUUACCUAUAGCCAAAUAGAUGGUCAAGAUACUUGCUCAAUUUGUAUUAAAAAUGUUUCUAAAGAUGAGAAGGUUUAUGAGUUAGUAUGCAAGCACAUAUUCCAUGAAGAAUGUAUCGAUCCCUGGUUGAAGUAAAGUCACUUAUGUCCUAACUGUAGAAAGGAUCUUAACUGA
This is a messenger RNA of Stylonychia lemnae, 1176 nucleotides long. Lineage: Eukaryota; Ciliophora; Spirotrichea; Sporadotrichida; Oxytrichidae. The record is from the annotation of a GenBank genome assembly.